AUGCUUAGUUCUCUCUCCGCCUCAUCUCCUGAUCCAACUCAGCCUUUUACCGCCAAUGAAGACUUGCAAGACUACCUGAAUCGAUGUGAGAAUCAGAUGGUAAGCCUCUUCGCUAAGCCAAUACCAAAGUUGGAGAGCCUGCUUACCACCGUUCAGACAUCUAACGGUGGAUUGUCAUUUCGCUUUCAUGAACCACUCCACUUCAGACGACCUGGCGACGUGACGCGUUCUCCAGGCAUUGGUUAG
Echinococcus granulosus is the source of this 246-nucleotide messenger RNA. RefSeq lists its product as hypothetical. The transcript is spliced from 3 exons. The record is from RefSeq and is a predicted model, not a curated record. Lineage: Eukaryota; Metazoa; Platyhelminthes; Cestoda; Cyclophyllidea; Taeniidae. The coding region runs from base 1 to 246 and encodes 81 amino acids.